Molecule: messenger RNA, 843 nt
Organism: Venustampulla echinocandica
Lineage: Eukaryota; Fungi; Ascomycota; Leotiomycetes; Helotiales; Pleuroascaceae
Exons: 2
Coding region: 1-843 (280 amino acids)
Molecular function (GO): S-adenosylmethionine-dependent methyltransferase activity
Source: RefSeq, a predicted model, not a curated record
AUGCCAUCUUCAGCAGCCGCAGAUCAACUCGCAGACGCCCGCACUCGCCUGCUCUCGCACUUCACUGGUGACGUCUCCCAGCACGGCAAGAAAUGGGACGACCUCUGGAAGGAAGGCUUUGUACCUUGGGAUAGGGGGUUGCCAAAUCCCGCUCUUGUCGAUCUACUUUCUGAACAACCGGGCCUCCUUCCAAAUCAACCAGGGCGGAAACGCAAGGUGCUAGUUCCCGGCUGUGGGAAAGGAUAUGACGUUUUGCUGUUCAGUGCGCACGGGUAUGAUGCAUACGGUUUAGAGAUUUCGGAUGCGGCGCUGGAGGGAGCUAGAAGAACUGAGAAAGAAGGGAAGCAGGAAGGUGUUUAUGAGACGCAGAAAGAAGUGGAGAGAGGGACCGUCAAAUGGUUGAAGGGCGACUUUUUUAAGGAUGAGUUUUUGAAGGACGUUGAGUGCGAGGGGCUAUUUGAUUUAAUCUAUGACUAUACUUUUCUUUCCGCCCUACCGCCUUCACUGAGGGCCGGCUGGUCGAAACGCAUGGCACAACUUCUUAGUCCUGAGGGACGACUCAUUUGCGUCGAAUUUCCCACCUAUAAGCCCCCAUCCACCGGUGGCCCGCCUUGGGCUCUGCCGCCGAAGAUAUAUAUGGCCCAUCUGUCACGGCCAGGAGAGGAGCUUCCCUAUGGGGAGGAUGGCAGUCUGCUCGAAGCGCAGCUUGGGGAGCCAAGUAAGAGUGGUUUACAACGGGUGGCACAUUUCCAGCCCAAGAGGACACAUGAAAUCGGUUAUGAUGCCGAGGGAAAUAUAACGGAUUGGGUUUCGGUAUGGGCACAUCCAAAAACUGUUAGCUAG